GAAGAAAUCAACUGGUUUACACAAGAUCGUAAAAAGACAUUAGACAUUGGAUAUUGGAAUUUUAAGCGUUCCGACAAACAUCUGCGUUGCUCUUCUGAAAUAAUGAGACCAAUCACCAGUGCAUCAAAGCUAAUUAACUGUAUUUGAAGAAGUGAAGGUAAUGGAGGAAGAGCUGUCCGCGACUAUCAAGGAAUAUCAGACCACUCUAGAAUCUGUGGAUAAGAAGCUGGCAUCAAUCAUUUCUAAUGACCGCUUUCUUAAUGAUCUUAUCUCAAAGUCAAACAAAGAGGAAGGUGAUAUUUCAGAUUUGCCAGCAAACAAAGACGUUAUGAACACCAUUGAAGUUCAUUUUGGACGAGCUAUGCGCCUAACGCUGCUACGAGGGGAUGGUGUGAAAUUACCUCUAGUGAUUCCUGUCAAUGCUAGUGUUUUGGAGUUACGCUGGGCCGUACAAGAAGCAAUUACAUCGUAUUUAAAUCUUCAUAAUCAACCAAAACUACAAAAAGAACAGCAUGUAGGCAGUAUUACUGACAAUAUUUUACAAAGCUGCAUUUCUCCGAAACUUAUUAGCUGGCGAAGUAUUUGGAAAACAAAAUGUUUAGCUCUUGUGAACCCACAUGGCUUAUUUCCUCCAGAAGAUUCUCCAUCUAUCACUGUUAGAUUAGAUGUGCUAACUAAUAAACUAUCAGAGCAUUACCAAGUUCGUAAUGGAGCAGUUAUCACUUUCGCUCCUCGACUUCAACGAAAAUAAACGCUUCUAUGUUUUCCGGACAUCACUAAGAUGUUUUUCAGUUUUCUGUGUACAUAAUACUUGCUUAAUUUUAGCUUUUAUUGAUGAAUGUACAUAGAAGUUUUCAUGUGCAGUUUGUGAUAUCUUCAUUGAAUACGAACUUAGCACAACAUGGAUGCCGAUGUAAGUGCAUUGCUUUUUCUUGUAGCUGUUCGUAGUGCAGAAGCUAAUUUAAUGAAUUGGUCUUCAUUCACCACCAUAAUUUGUGGUAUGAAAAUCAAAAGUUUCGUAGAGAUAGAUCUGUGUAGAACCACAGUGUCUGCUGCGGGAAAUCAGCAUGUCAAAACAAAUAAAAAAGCGUUUAAUAAAGCCAUCGGUAAAUAAAUCUGUUUUUACAA
Messenger RNA from Heterobilharzia americana, 1128 nucleotides. Lineage: Eukaryota; Metazoa; Platyhelminthes; Trematoda; Strigeidida; Schistosomatidae. The record is from the annotation of a GenBank genome assembly.